AUGCACGAGACGCUAUUACCACAUUUAGUUGUCCCCUGUGAUCCUCCCGUCGGUCAUGCUCCUAUUUGCAAGAUUCACACAGAUCUUCCGAAUUCAGCCGAAAACCAUCACCUAUUUACUCCCACUCAAGUUCCGUUUGGAGUCGAAUCAAUUGUCAAUGUUUUAUACAAGUGGCAGCCAGAAAAUGGUAUUUGUGACUGGAGCCGAACAAUGGCCAGCAAGCCGCAAGAGGAGACUGCUCCCACAAUGUUCGGUCUGUCCACAGGGAACGUGUUCACACAAGACCAAAACAACAAAAAGAUCCUACAGGUAUCGGGAAAUGAGGUUCAGCUGCCUCCGGUUAGGAGGAAUGAAAAUCCCUUUGAUGAGAAUGGUGUUGAGAGACACGCGCUAACAAAUACUGAUGGUUCGGUAGCCAGUGAGUCUUCAAAUCCCCCAGCACUUCCUCCAUGGUGGUCCUUACUGAUGGGCUAUACUUCCACACUCCUCGGAUCACCAACAUCAACAAUAGACAAUGUACAACAGGCCCUGAUGUACCUCCGUCUUUGGAACACUCUUCUUGCUCACUUUAAUCCACUCGAUGAACAUUCUCAGACGGUACCGGGUGGUGUAGCUGAAGGAAACCCGCAAUUAUCAGCGGACAGAACGUCUUCUCAGCUACCCAUAAGUUGGAGUGGUCAGUCCACCCCUUUGGACUUGGCUGCACCACGAAGGGAACGAUUAGACACCGAGGUUCAGACUGGACACAAGACUAAUAUGAUCACUGGACACUCUCGCCCAAAAAUGUUUACGGACAUAGGUGGUGUUAGCAUACCAGAGCUGCGUUCCAGUAGCUGUGGAACUCUGUUGGAUGCCUUCAAAUCCCCUUCUCAAGACACAGGUCCUGUGACCCAAGUCAGUUUGAUUUCAUCUUGUCCUGCAGUACAACAAAGCACUUCACUGCUCGGGAACCAUCCUUCUACGCCCGGAUCCACACCGCGCUCAAGUUAUAAAUGCUCUCAUUGUGGUCGUGGGUUCAGCAAGGCGUACAAUCGUACAAUACACGAACGAACACAUACAGACGAACGUCCUUUUAGCUGUUCUGUUUGUUCCCGCAGGUUUCGUAGAAAGGAUCAUCUCCGUGAUCACAGGUUCUUAUUCGCCCUGGGAGUCAAACUGCGUUGA
This is a messenger RNA of Opisthorchis viverrini, 1164 nucleotides long. RefSeq lists its product as hypothetical. Lineage: Eukaryota; Metazoa; Platyhelminthes; Trematoda; Opisthorchiida; Opisthorchiidae. Gene Ontology annotation, biological process: regulation of transcription by RNA polymerase II; embryo development. Gene Ontology annotation, cellular component: nucleus. The record is from RefSeq and is a predicted model, not a curated record. The transcript is spliced from 5 exons. Gene Ontology annotation, molecular function: RNA polymerase II transcription regulatory region sequence-specific DNA binding; DNA-binding transcription factor activity, RNA polymerase II-specific. The coding region runs from base 1 to 1164 and encodes 387 amino acids.